Messenger RNA from Chaetomium strumarium, 1539 nucleotides. RefSeq lists its product as uncharacterized. The record is from RefSeq and is a predicted model, not a curated record. The coding region runs from base 1 to 1539 and encodes 512 amino acids. NCBI's taxonomy places the organism in Eukaryota, Fungi, Ascomycota, Sordariomycetes, Sordariales, Chaetomiaceae. The transcript is spliced from 2 exons.
AUGGCCUCCGGGGGAGACCGGGACUGGCGAUCAAGACCACCAAGGUUCACCUUCACUACAGACCCGCAACCGCUAACUCCGGGCGACGCACUGCCCGGCACCUCCAGUAUCUGGUCCAACCCGCCAUCUCUUCCUCCGCUCCGCUCACUCACUUCAAACCGCCCGGCCAUUAACCCCGCUGACUCUGGGUUCCGCUCAAGCCGCUACCGUUCCAUCAACCAGCGAACGGCCGCUCAAAGCAGUGGUUCUAACCCCCGGGACGACCUGACUAGGAACUUCGACGACACUAACUGGCAACUACGAGCGUUGCUGAAUUAUACCAACCACGCCGACAUGAUGCCGCGUCCGGCACCUGCGAUGUCGCCACCCCUGCGCGGUGACGACGUAGCCGAAGAGAACCCCCGCAUCAAGCGUCGCAAGCUGGACACUCAUAGGACGGGCUCGGGCUUCAAGGCCCUCCGCUACGGCAAAUACGGCCAGCUGGAGCCAGGCCCGCUAGCCAUGGAAAUUGUGAGCUGCGAUGGGGGCUUAUACUCGGACGAGCACUCAUACGCACCCGCCAACAUCCUCAAGAACGACGCGUCGGUGUAUUGUACCAAGGGAAACCGUUGCAACAUUGUUCUGAAGCAUCAAGAUGGCAUUGUGUUUACACUUGACGAGUUAGUCAUCAAGGCGCCCGGACCCAGAUUCUCAUGCCCGGUCCGUGAAGGUAUGGUGUUUGUGGCGAUGGAGUCAGACGAACUCCUUACUCGUACAGCGCAGUAUCAAAUUCAAUACCUGCCUGGCCGGAGCCAACGGCGUCAGGUCGUGGUUGCUCGCCACGAGGAGGACGGCAGCCGCGUCGUGCGGCUUCAGCCACGGUCCGGUGGGGCGCAUGACUACGGUCUGGAGGACGAUGACAUGGAUGACAUGGAUGACGACGAUGAUGAUGAUGAGGACGAGGAUGAGGAGGAUGACUAUCGCACGGCCCAGAUUCCGCCCGAGUUCACGGUGUCACCAUCCCGCUUUAGCGUUACUACGGAGUACAGCGAUGAUGAGAACGAGGGGGAUCACCACCAUCCCCGGCCGCCUCCCCGGCGUGUUUCCCGGCACACGCCGAAUCGGAUCGGCCUGCUCGCCUUCGAGAGCGACAGCAGCGAUGAGAGCAUCUCCCUAUACAGGCAUUGGCCUCCCCAGGAAGAGUUUGACCGUGAGAGUGCAAGGGCCCGACGCCGCCGGUACCGGCGGACGAACGCCCAGGCGAGCGCCCGCGACAUGACGCUUGAAGAGGCUCAGGAGGCCUCGCAGAUCGCGACGCAGGAAGCCGUGCGGGCCGUGGGCGGCGGGCUCAUGGCCCCGCUGGCGCACUUCUUCAUCGAGAAGGACAAGAACAAGUGCAUCAUCCGGUUCAACCCUCCCGUGAGUGCGCGAUAUCUCCUGCUCAAGAUGUGGAAUCCGCAUCAGGACCCGCAUGAUGCGCCCAGGAACAUCGAUAUCCAGGGCGUUGUUGCCAAGGGGUUUGCAGGACCAAGGUUUUGUCCCGCUGUUGAACUCGCUUGA